AUGGCAGUGGCAAGAGCUUCAUUCAAACAAAUCAGAUUGCCUCCUCUACCAAGUAUCAAAGAUGUCAUUAGGCUGUACAAACUUCGGGCACUCCGAGAAUUGUCUCAAAAUUUUCUAAUGGAACCAAAAUUAAUCGAUAAAAUAGUCCGUGCUGCAGGUCAUAUCGAAAAUAACGUUGUUUGUGAAGUUGGUCCGGGCCCUGGCGGGAUUACAAGGUCUAUUAUUCGCCAAGCUCCACGGAAGGUAAUUGUUGUAGAGAAGGACAUGCGAUUUAUUCCUUCAUUGGAACUCCUAGCUGAUGCCUGCAAAGAUAGAGUUGAAAUGGACAUAAUAACUGGAGAUAUUUUAAAAACGGACAUAACUCCUUUUGUCCCAGCUGACACCAAAGCAGAUUGGCUUGAUUCUCCGCCACCUAUCAACUUGAUUGGCAAUUUGCCUUUUAGUGUGUCAACAAUACUGAUAAUCCGUUGGUUGGAAAUGAUUUCAAAACAUGAAGGCCCUUGGUCAUUUGGUCGCACUCGGAUGACACUGACAUUUCAGAAAGAAGUUGCUGAGAGAAUGGCUGCCCGCAUAUUAGAUAAACAGAGAUGCCGUCUGUCUGUUAUGUGCCAGAAUUGGUGCACAGUUAAAUACAAGUUUGACAUUCCCGGAUCUGCAUUUCUACCGAAACCAGAUGUUGAUGUUGGUGUUGUAACACUUACACCUUUAAAAUCUCCGUUAAUAAAACUGCCUUUCAAGCUUGUGGAGAAAGUCAUCCGUCAGAUAUUUUCCAUGAGACAGAAAUAUUCCAUCAGGGGUGCACAGACUUUGUUCCCUGAGGACGUUAGGGAGGAAAUGGCUCUGAGAAUGUAUGAAAUGGCGGAUAUUGAUCCUGUAACUAGACCUUUUCAAAUAGCCAACAUGGAAUUUGGGAGAAUAUGUGAAGCAUACAGUGAGAUCAUAAAAAAAUAUCCUGAGUUUGAAAAUUAUGAUUACAGAGCGCCCAAAAAUAAAGUUCUAGUGGAUGAAGGGAUAGAGGAAAAAGAAGUAAUGUAGUUUUGUCUUGUAAAUAUAAAACUUAGUCUAUUGUUAAAUAAAUGAAA
This is a messenger RNA of Amyelois transitella, 1082 nucleotides long. RefSeq names its product dimethyladenosine transferase 1, mitochondrial (gene mtTFB1). The coding region runs from base 1 to 1035 and encodes 344 amino acids. Gene Ontology annotation, biological process: rRNA methylation; transcription initiation at mitochondrial promoter. The record is from RefSeq and is a predicted model, not a curated record. Lineage: Eukaryota; Metazoa; Arthropoda; Insecta; Lepidoptera; Pyralidae. Gene Ontology annotation, molecular function: mitochondrial transcription factor activity; rRNA (adenine-N6,N6-)-dimethyltransferase activity. The transcript has a single exon. Gene Ontology annotation, cellular component: mitochondrial matrix.